Messenger RNA from Archocentrus centrarchus (flier cichlid), 5346 nucleotides. RefSeq names its product ATPase plasma membrane Ca2+ transporting 3b (gene atp2b3b). Lineage: Eukaryota; Metazoa; Chordata; Actinopteri; Cichliformes; Cichlidae. Bases 1056 to 5051 code for a protein of 1331 amino acids. Gene Ontology annotation, molecular function: ATP hydrolysis activity; PDZ domain binding; ATP binding. The record is from RefSeq and is a predicted model, not a curated record. The transcript is spliced from 26 exons. Gene Ontology annotation, biological process: calcium ion transmembrane transport; regulation of cytosolic calcium ion concentration. Gene Ontology annotation, cellular component: plasma membrane; intracellular membrane-bounded organelle.
CCUCACACGUUUCUUUUCUUUUCUUUUUCUCCCAGCGCCCUUAACAAUUAGGCGAAUUCGGUUAAAUUAGCCCUUCUCACAGGAGUAGCUAGCCUCGACCAGGCACACGGACGCCCCCCACCACCCCACACAACGGAGGCGUUUAAACCCUCAACCCGGCGCAUUCACUCUCUCUCUCUCUCUCUCUCUCUCUCUCUCUCUCUCUCUCUCUCUCUCUCUCUCUUCAACCGCCGCAGAACUCCGCCGACCAACCGUCAGGUGACCGCGCGGAGCGGAAUAUUCACCAGCACGGUCGUCGUCUUUCAUCCCUUCACUCCUUCGGACUCCAGGCAACCGGAGCUGCCACAGCCCCAGUCCCCACUGUAUCCUCUCAUCCUGUUUGGGACAUUCUCCGCUCCACGCACACGCAGAUUAACGGGGAUUCUGCCUCCCCACCCGCGCGCUGAUGCUGAUGUCCUUGAGCUCGGCCUGGACGGUCCUGGUGGUGCAGCAGUAGCUACCUCUGAACUGGAUCCGCUUCCUGUCUCUUAUUUAUCAGCCGCCUUUGCCUUGAUCGCCCCUCUCUCCAUCGAUCCAUCAUCCCUUCAUCCCUGUCAGUAAGUCCAUCAGCUGGUCCAUCCGACCAUCCCUGCGUCUGUCCAUGGACUGGCCGUGACUCUGGAGGGAGGGGGACAGAAACGAGGAAAGAGUGGAGUCGCAGAGGAGACGACGGAAAAGAAAGCUGGAUUCAUUCAGAUGUCACGCUUCUGAAGUGGCCCUGCUCGCUGCCCUUCAUCCCCCUCACCCUCCUCCUCAGCCUUCUUCAGUUAUGGAGAUCUAAAGACGCAGUGAGAGGCUAGGCCAAGAUACUGAAGUGAAUAAACACACAACCCACACCCCUUCAUUGCCCUUAUAUAAAAUUGAAAAAGGGUAAAGUGAAUCAUUUUUAAGUAAAAAAUUUAGUCAGAAACGAGAUUGUUGAGCACAUGAACAACCCUCCACCAUUCAAACCAAAGGGGGCCUGAGCAGACUACGGAGAGAAAGGAAAACACACACACAAAAAACCUUUUACUGACAUGUCAACAACGGCCACGAUGGGUGAAAUGGCAAACAGCGCUGUGGAGUUUUAUCCCAAAGGGACUCGAGGCGGGGGUGGAGGAGGAAGGGCAGAUGGCAGCCAUGCAGGGGGAGACUUUGGGGUCACGGUGAAAGAGCUCAGGGAGCUGAUGGAGCUCCGAGGGGCUGAUGCCCUACAGAAGAUCCAGGACGGCUACGGCGACACAGAGGGGCUCUGCCGGAGACUACAGUCCAGCACCACUGAUGGUCUCAGUGGGGAUCCGGCAGACCUGGAGCAUCGGCACCAAACAUUCGGCAAAAACUUUAUCCCCCCGAAAAAGCCCAAGACUUUCCUGGAGCUUGUGUGGGAGGCCUUACAGGACGUCACACUCAUCAUCUUGGAGGCCGCCGCCAUCAUCUCCCUUGGCCUCUCUUUCUACCAACCUCCUGGAAAAGAAAGCGAAUCAUGUGGGAAUGUGUCGACGGGCGCGGAGGAUGAAGGUGAGGCAGAUGCUGGCUGGAUCGAAGGCGCUGCCAUCCUGCUUUCUGUCGUAUGUGUUGUCCUGGUGACGGCGUUCAACGACUGGUCCAAAGAGAAGCAGUUCCGGGGUCUACAGAGUCGAAUCGAGCAAGAACAGAAAUUCACUGUUGUGCGAAAAGGAAAUGUUAUCCAGAUCCCUGUGGCUGACAUGGUAGUGGGGGACAUGGCUCAGGUCAAAUAUGGUGACCUGCUGCCAGCUGACGGUAUCUUGGUCCAAGGCAAUGAUCUGAAGAUAGAUGAGAGCUCUCUUACAGGAGAGUCUGAUCAUGUACGCAAAUCUGUGGAUAAGGACCCCAUGCUGCUCUCAGGUACCCAUGUAAUGGAGGGCUCGGGGAGGAUGCUGGUGACAGCUGUUGGUGUCAAUUCCCAGACAGGCAUCAUCUUCACUCUCCUGGGAGCUGGAGAGAUGGAGGAAGAUGGGAAAGAGAAGAAAGGAAAACAACCUGAUGGUGCAGUCGAGAACAAUCAGAACAAAGCCAAAAAGCAGGAUGGGGGCGUUGCCAUGGAGAUGCAGCCUCUGAAGAGUGCAGAAGGAGGAGAGGUAGAGGACAGAGAGAAGAAGAAGACCAAUGUCCCAAAGAAAGAGAAGAGUGUGUUGCAGGGAAAGCUCACAAAGCUGGCUGUUCAGAUUGGCAAAGCAGGUUUGGUGAUGUCAGCCAUCACCGUCAUCAUUUUGGUGCUGUUCUUUGUCAUCAACACGUUUGUCGUUGAAGGUCACUCAUGGUUGCCAGAGUGCACUCCAGUAUACAUCCAGUACUUUGUCAAGUUCUUUAUCAUUGGAGUCACUGUUCUGGUCGUGGCUGUCCCAGAGGGCUUACCUCUUGCUGUCACCAUCUCUCUGGCUUACUCUGUCAAGAAAAUGAUGAAGGACAACAACCUUGUAAGGCACCUGGAUGCUUGUGAGACUAUGGGGAAUGCUACAGCCAUCUGCUCCGACAAGACAGGCACCCUGACCACCAACCGCAUGACUGUAGUGCAGACUUACGUAGGUGAUGUGCACCACCGUGUGAUCCCAGAACCUGGACAGAUCAACCCCCGGACGCUGGAUCUGUUAGUCAAUGCUAUCGCUAUCAACAGCGCCUACACCUCCAAGAUCUUACCACCUGAUGUGGAAGGGGGUCUGGCAAAGCAGGUGGGCAACAAGACAGAGUGUGGCCUGCUGGGAUUUGUAUUAGACCUACAGCAGGACUAUGCCCCCAUCAGAGAGCAGAUCCCUGAGGAGAGACUGUACAAGGUGUAUACAUUCAACUCAGUGCGUAAAUCCAUGAGCACAGUGAUCAAGCUACCUGAUGGUUCCUUCCGGCUUUACAGCAAAGGAGCAUCUGAAAUCAUGCUGAAGAAAUGUUCCUAUAUUCAAGAUGCCAAUGGAGAACCACGCAGUUUCCGCCCACGGGACAGAGACGAGAUGGUAAAACAGGUGAUUGAGCCCAUGGCAUGUGAGGGGUUGAGGACCAUAUGCAUUGCAUACCGUGACCUGCCAUCCAAUCCGGAGCCAGACUGGGACAAUGAGGCAGAAAUAGUGACGGAGUUGACCUGCAUCACUGUAGUUGGGAUAGAGGAUCCUGUACGGCCUGAGGUGCCUGAGGCCAUCCGUAAGUGUCAGCGUGCAGGCAUUACAGUGCGGAUGGUGACUGGUGAUAAUAUUAACACAGCCAGGGCCAUUGCUGCUAAAUGUGGCAUCAUCCACCCCGGAGAUGACUUUAUCUGUCUAGAGGGCAAAGACUUUAACCGACGAAUCAGGAACGAGAAAGGAGAGAUUGAACAGGAGCGAAUCGAUAAAAUCUGGCCCAAACUGCGCGUGCUGGCUCGAUCCUCACCAACUGAUAAACACACACUGGUAAAAGGCAUCAUUGAUAGCAGCAUUGUAGAACAGAGGCAGGUUGUCGCAGUAACAGGAGAUGGAACCAAUGACGGACCAGCUUUGAAGAAGGCUGAUGUGGGCUUUGCCAUGGGUAUCGCAGGGACGGACGUGGCUAAAGAGGCAUCUGACAUUAUCCUGACUGAUGACAACUUCAGCAGCAUUGUCAAGGCCGUGAUGUGGGGAAGAAAUGUUUAUGAUAGCAUCUCCAAGUUUCUGCAGUUCCAGCUCACGGUCAACGUAGUGGCUGUCAUCGUGGCCUUCACAGGGGCCUGUAUCACCCAGGACUCUCCCCUGAAGGCGGUGCAGAUGUGGGUGAAUCUGAUCAUGGACACGUUUGCUUCUCUGGCCCUCGCUACGGAGCCCCCCACCGAGGCCCUGUUGUUACGGAAACCCUACGGCCGGAACAACCCGCUCAUUUCCCUAACCAUGAUGAAGAACAUCCUGGGCCAUGGAGUGUACCAGCUGGUCAUCAUUUUCACCCUGCUGUUCAUAGGCGAGCGAAUGUUCAACAUUGACAGUGGUCGCAAUGCUCCGCUCCACUCCCCGCCCUCUGAGCACUACACCAUUAUCUUCAACACCUUUGUCCUCAUGCAGCUUUUCAACGAGAUCAACGCUCGCAAGAUCCACGGAGAGAGAAAUGUUUUUGAUGGAAUUUUUGCUAACCCAAUCUUCUGCUCCAUCGUUCUGGGGACUUUUGCUGUGCAGAUCGUGAUUGUGCAGUUUGGAGGGAAGCCCUUCAGCUGUGCUCCUCUCAACAUCGAGCAGUGGCUUUGGUGUCUGUUUGUGGGAGUUGGAGAGCUGCUCUGGGGGCAGGUGAUUGCUACAGUGCCAGCAGAGCGACUGCCAUGCCUGAAGGAGGCAGGGCUGGGGCUAGAGCCUGGGGAGGAGGAAGGGGAGGAGCUGGCAGAGGAUGAGGAGGAGAUUGACUGUGCAGAAAGAGAGCUGCGCCGUGGACAGAUCCUCUGGUUCAGAGGCCUCAACCGUAUCCAGACCCAGAUGGAGGUAGUGAGCACGUUCAAGCGAAGCGGUUCGUUUCAGGGAGCAGUGAGACGGCGCUCCUCUGUGCUCAGUCAGCUCCACGACGUAAACACUAUCUCUACCCCCUCUCACAUGCGAGUGGUGAAAGCAUUCCGUAGUUCGCUGUACGAGGGCCGGGAGAAACCGGAAUCCCGCAACUCCAUCCACAACUUCAUGGUCCACCCAGAGUUCCUCAUCAAUGACCUCAUCCACAACAUCCCACUGAUCGACGACACCGACGUGGACGACGAAUCAGAGCUCAGCAGAUACCAGCACCUGCACCCGGCCCUCCGCAAGCCGCCUCCCCCUCCCACCCAGCCGCAACCCCCGGCACGCACCCGUCCCACCCGUCCCUACCGCCAGUACAGCCUCCCGGUGACCCCAUGCAACCGAAACAACAACAACAACAGCAGCAGCAGCAGCAUUGAUUCAAUGGUCACCCACAGCAACAGAAAUAGCACCAACGCAGUUAUCACCUAUAACCGGAGCCCCCGCCGUCACCAUCACCACCACCAUAACCAUCAUGGCAGGGACAGGCCAGUGAAACCCUCCGCCCCUCACCCGGCCCAUCUCUACUGUGUGGAGACCUCCUUAUAACUGAACUGAAUAUGGGUUUGGGAAGGGGAUGGGAAGAGGGGGAUGGAGGUUAGGGUGAGAGCGAGAGAGGGCUGAGGACACACACAUGACAUUUUCAUCCAAUUGCCCUUUCAGUAAGCUCACAGGAGAGAGCGAAGGACGAGGGAGGCGCAGGAGGGAGUGGACAGUGGCGGAGACUUCUGCUCGCAACUCCCUGAGAACAAUUUGCCACUUUCCCUCCCUUUGCCCUUACUCCAGCCCUCGCAGUCUGACUCCCCACCUUCACCCCAGUUCUUCCCCUCCUUCAUCCACAAAG